CCGUCACUCCUCUUCACUACUCAACCGUUUCACUUCCUCUCUCAAACUCUUCUGUGUAAUGGCUUCCUUGCGCUUCUUCUUGAUCUUGGUCAUAGCACUGCUCUUCGCCUCUGCCAACACGCAAUCGCCUACACCGUCGCCGUCUCAUUCGCCGAAGAAGUCACCGUCUCCCUCUCAUACAGUCAAGCCGCCUGCUUCUGCACCGCCUCCGUCGGAAACGACGACUACUCCACCUGCCGCAGAACCGUCUCCAUCUCCGUCUUCAAUCUCUUCGACGCCUACAGAAGCUCCUACACCAGCUCAGAGCGGCGCUGUUUUGAACAGGUUUACAGUUGCUGGAUCUGCCGCUGUCUGCCUGUUCGCAGCCGUUUGGGUUAUGUAGAUUGCACGGUAGAGUUUAGUGUUUCUCUGUGAUGGAGAAACAAAGUGCUUCUGUAUUUGUUUAUUUUUAAUUAUUCUUUUAUUACGUAAUAAAGAUACAUUUUGCAU
Messenger RNA from Rubroshorea leprosula, 489 nucleotides. Lineage: Eukaryota; Viridiplantae; Streptophyta; Magnoliopsida; Malvales; Dipterocarpaceae. The record is from the annotation of a GenBank genome assembly.